AGUUACCGUAGUGGUGAUCACUUCCAUUAAUAAGUUAGUUAAACCCUCAAAAGAUAAGCCGCGUGUCCCACGUAACUUAUUAAUGGAGUGAUCACCGCGGAUUCUAAUUGGUGUUGACUGUAGGGGUCGUCCCUUGCACAAGUAUCAGAGAGGCAAAUAGCAAUAAUUGCUUCGAUCAAUACAAAACCCUUGCGUCCCUGUUUUCUGCAAAAGUUCCUGGAGGGAGAGAGAGAGGGAAGCAGAAAUUAGACUAUUCACACCAUUUCUCAUUGAUGGCAUAUAUUUCAUUACCGAUCAUCUCCAUCUUAAUGAUCGUUAUCUUCUCUUACGUCCCGAUUUCAUCAUCCACUCCUUUCAUCGUACUCCACGGAAUCGGGGACCAGUGCUCCAAUCGAGGAGUUAAACGGUUUACACAGCAACUAAGUGACUUGUCCAAAUCCGAAGGAUUUUGCAUAGAGGUUGGGGAUGGAUCAUGGGAUUCGUGGUUUAUGCCCCUCCAGGAACAGGCUCAAGUUGUUUGCGAUAAGGUGAAGCAAAUGAAAGAACUUAUAAAUGGUUACAACAUAGUUGGUCUCUCCCAGGGUAACGUAAUUGGCCGAGGUGUUGUGGAGUUUUGUGAUGGUGGACCUCCUGUCAAAAACUUCAUCUCAUUAGGAGGACCUCAUGCUGGCACUGCUUCUGUUCCACUAUGUGGUAAAGGUGUGUUCUGCAUUAUAGCGGACAAGCUAAUCAAAUCAGAGGUGUAUUCCGACUAUGUCCAAGCUCACUUGGCUCCCAGUGGUUAUUUAAAAUUACCGAAUAAUAUUCCUGCCUACUUGCAGAAGUGUAGGUUUCUCCCAAAACUUAACAAUGAACUCCCUGACGAGAGAAACUCAACUUAUAAGCAACGGUUCAGUAGCUUAGAGAAUUUGGUCCUCAUCAUGUUUGAACAUGACACUGUAUUGAUACCAAAGGAAACAUCUUGGUUUGGAUAUUAUCCAGACGGGGCAUUCAAUCCAGUUUUGCCUGCACAACAGAGUAAGCUUUACACACAGGAUUGGAUUGGUUUGAAAACCUUGGAUGAUGCUGGUAAGGUGAAGUUCAUCAAUGUGUCAGGAAACCAUCUCGGAAUUACCCAAAGCGACAUGAUAAAACAUGUUGUUCCAUACUUGGAGAAUAAAGCAUCGACACAGGGUGGCAUUACAGAAGGAUCGUCAUCUUAUAGCUGGCCAUCAUCAGUUAAGAGCAGCUUUGGAGGAUUAGUUGGAUUUGCAGAAGAUGGCUCAUCACCAAACACUUGA
Ilex paraguariensis (yerba mate) is the source of this 1280-nucleotide messenger RNA. NCBI's taxonomy places the organism in Eukaryota, Viridiplantae, Streptophyta, Magnoliopsida, Aquifoliales, Aquifoliaceae. The record is from the annotation of a GenBank genome assembly.